This is a messenger RNA of Ilex paraguariensis (yerba mate), 360 nucleotides long. Lineage: Eukaryota; Viridiplantae; Streptophyta; Magnoliopsida; Aquifoliales; Aquifoliaceae. The record is from the annotation of a GenBank genome assembly.
AUGGGGAAGAGAGAGGAUGGAAAGGGAGGACAAUACCUUGGUUGUGGCGCUAUGGCUAUGGCGGUGAUUACGUGGCGCUUCGUCGUCUAUGGCGAGAAAGGGGUAGAUUGUCUUAAUCAAAUCAUCCUGGAUUUCGUGAACCUGAAGGCCACUGGAAGGUUCUGCAAUGGAAAACUAGCCACUGAUACCACUGCUGAUGAUCUGGGGUUUACUACUUACCCGCCAGCAUAUCUUAGCCCACAGGCAUCUGGGAAGAACUUUCUCAUUGGAGCCAACUUUGCUUCUGCUGCAUCAGGCUACGAUGACAAAACAGCCAUCUUGAAUGCAAGAACUCCAUCUUAUCUGCCAAGAACGACAUAG